AUGUCUUCAAAAGAACAAAUUUGUAAAAAUUGUGAUUGUAAAGGAACUUGUACUUGCGAAUGUGGAACGACUUGUAAAUGUGUAGAAAAUUGUACUUGUGGAAAAUCAAAUAAAGAAACAACCACUUCUACUAAACCAGGAAUCAAAGAAACUGAACAUGGUCAAUCUUCUGGCAAACCCAAAGCAUGCGGUAAUGAAGCGUGUACUUGUAGCGAUUGUAAAUGUAAACCAUCAGAAUGUACUUGCGGCAAGAAAUGA
This is a messenger RNA of Funneliformis geosporum, 258 nucleotides long. Lineage: Eukaryota; Fungi; Glomeromycota; Glomeromycetes; Glomerales; Glomeraceae. The record is from the annotation of a GenBank genome assembly.